This is a messenger RNA of Drosophila montana, 2852 nucleotides long. RefSeq lists its product as uncharacterized. The transcript has a single exon. NCBI's taxonomy places the organism in Eukaryota, Metazoa, Arthropoda, Insecta, Diptera, Drosophilidae. The record is from RefSeq and is a predicted model, not a curated record. The coding region runs from base 273 to 1199 and encodes 308 amino acids.
UUCUGCGAACAGCAACCCAACAACAACAACAACAUCUGCAACAACAACAACCUGAGCAACAACAACUGCAACAAAAAGCAGAGCAACAACAAUUUAAUGCCAGUUGCAGUGAUUUUGUUAACGUAACCGCUUUGACGCACCCAAACCAAAUCCUUGCCAUUGUAAAUAAUACGCUACUACACUCUACUACCACAACAACAACAACAACUUUUAAUAACAACAACAACGAAAGCCACUCAAAUUUGUUGCUGAGCAAGUCAAAAUUCGCAUCAAUGAGCAGCAUUUCAUGUGUACAGCCGAUUCCCCCCACAGCUUGUGGCACGCAAGUGAGGGUUGCUGCUGCCACGCCGUCAACUAACCCCCAAUUCAGCCCCCACAUAAAAUCAGCCCCAGCCGCAGGCCCACCCCCACCGCUGCCACCCCGAAUGAAAGUAAAUGGCAUAGCUGAAGCUGCAAUACGCACACCCACAGCCCCAACCCCGUCCCCAUCCGAUUUGGCAACUGCCGCCGUUUUAUCGAUUGACCCAAUUGCUGCAACGCAGUUUUCCAUUUCGAAUGCAACUGCCCCCAAACGUAGCCCCAACCCCAACCCAACUUCCUCUCCCACUCAGAGCAAAUGCCGCUCUGUCGCGCUGAAGCGCAACAACAGCUAUAGGCUGGCCAACGAUGAGCUGAAGCUGGAAAUGAAUAAGGAAAACUGUUUGUCGUCGACGCCACCUUACGGUGCAUUGCCCCCUAUGUUGCAUGCAACAAGUUCGCUGAAACUGCGCAACCUGAGCAAUAUGCAAUUGGCGUCCACCACACCAAAUUCGGGCUGCCCCGCUGAGCGCAAGAUAGCCAAGUCCUUUGAGCGGCUGGUCGAUGAGUUUUCGCUAUCGACCACAUGCAUUGACUCCUCCUAUUUGAAGAACAAAUCGCUCGAGAACUUUGAUGAUUCACCCGCAUUCCACACGACCAGCGUGCCAAACGAGGGCGAGCCGCCAGACAAUGACACUGCCUGCGACUCGUCCGAGGAGGAGGAGGCGGAUGAGUUGGUGGCGCCGCACAUGCAGUUGCCACCCAUACCUCACAGCAGAUACCACAAAUCGUUCGUGGAGAGCGUCUUGCUGCGACCCUUUAAAAUCAUUCUGCCCAAUGAGGAUAACGGCGCUAGACGCCAACGCCUCCUGCAAAAGUUUGAGGUUACGGAAAUCUGGUAGCAGGGUGGCUCAUUGGCUUGUCUUUAACUUGACCUUAAGUUAAAAUAUAGCAGCAGUUAGACCAUUCCACUCGUGCCUCGUCUUGCCGCACGUUGUCAAGUGGGGGUCUUGAGCAAACAGCACACGUUAAUUGUCUAUCUUAGCCAGACCUAUGCGGUCCUAUGCCAGCCUUUUCUUAGUCUCAGUCUACACAGACUCCGUCUUUGUUUCGUACGUGUUCAAUGGGCUAGUGUUGCCGGAAGCGAGUUUUUAACAGUGCCAGCCGCUGUUUAGUCACAGGUUCAAUGCUCUAUUCAACAUCUUGACAGCCUACAUAAAGAUACUGAAAACUUCUCUAGGAUUCCGCUUCUGCAGCCAACUUAACAAGCUUACUUAGUGGCCAGCUGCGGCCAACUUAAGACGUACGUUCAAAAUACUAGUGCUGCCAGAUCGUUGCAAAUCGAGUUCGCCUUGCAACCGACUUGACUGUACACUUGAAAUGCUAGCUAUUCAAUUUAUUGAAUUUAAUAAUUAUCUAAUGUUUGUUAUUAACAUAUGUUUAUUCAAUCAGCAGCAUGUUCUGCUAACUUUACAUACAUAUAUUUAAUUUGCUCUGUUUUCCCGCCUUGGGAGCGUAAACAGUUUUUUGUAUGAUUUUCAUUUGUUUAACUAACUGUUUUUUAACAAUCACCUUUAAUUAAGUGUUAUGUGUGUGUACUUAAACUAUGUGUUUUUUAUAUGUUUUAACUGUAACUAAUUAUAAAAUACCUAAACUUAUUCGUUCUAUUAACAUUACAACAACACAUGUGUAUUGUAAAUUCUGUAAAGUUUUUUGCACCGAUUAUGUUUUGUUCCACAACAACAAUUAUCACAAAUGUAUGCAUUAAGUAUUCAAUUUAUGACAAAUUAUGACGCUAAUUUUUUAAGACAACAAAUUCAAUUUAAAUUUGAGUUGCUUGAUUUUAAUUUGAUUCCGAACAUUUUUACAAGCGUGCAAAAAACUUCUAUUGCAUAAUUUAUAUUUAAUAUGUAUGUGUGUAUAUAUAUUGUAGUAGUAGUAGUUUUUUGCACCUCGCCCAACUAACGCAACUUAACAGUUUGUAGUUUAAAAAAUUAGCGCCUAGUUUGAAAUGAAACGAGAACCUAUUCACAUUUAAGUACCUAGAUAAGUAGAGCUCUUAAGUUCAAUCACAUUCCAUACAAAACAAAAAGCCCACCGAUCGUAAGUAAAGUUAUGAAAAUAAAUUGAGAAAAAGAAACAAGAAAUUCGCAUCAAUCAUUGUAUCAUAAAAAGAAAAUGAAAAGAAAAAAAGAAAAAAUAAUCAUCCACUGCAUAACAUGGGCUAAUGGGCACCAUAGACACUGCACCCCCACCACCUACACCACCCCACUCCAACACCCAGCACGAGCACCACCAUGCAUUUCUGGGCACACCCAUCCAACGCAUCCAUUGCACCACAUAUGUACAUAACACAUACGCUCCUGGGGACAAGCCAGACAGGUACAGUGAAGCGUCGACAGGUACGUACGGCUUGCGCUUGCUUGAAUGCUUCUAUAAUUGAGGACUACUUUAUUUUUGGGUAAACGCACUUUAAAAACGCCUACUAAAAUAGCUCCAUGUCCAUUAACUGAGCUCAACUGAUCGACAUUUUGUGUAUGGCCUUCUUUUCUUUU